CUCAGAUUGGGCACAGACGGAAAGAGAACUUUGGCUGGUGUGCUCUGGACAAAAGACUUAAACAAACAAAAUUGUGCCAGUGACAAAACUUUGUUCACGAUUUAUCGCUCUCAUCUCUAAACAACGCAUUCUUCAUAUAUUUUGUGAAAGAAAAUAGUGUUUUAGUUUUCAGAGCAGAAUUGUAUAACCUCCAGCUACAGGUUGCACGCCGGCAUCAUUUUAAACCUUCAUCGCCCACUGACACGAAGCUUCCAGAAAAGGAUUCGACAUGACUCCUGUCAGGUGUUUCCUCCUCUUUUUUCUAGCUGGAGGUGUUGUUGCGGUUCCUCUGUCCAGUCCGGCCUGCUGCGGUCCGGAACAGGUGAGAAAAUCGCGGCGAGGUGCUUAUGAGAACGGAAUGCCGUUGGAGCAGGCGAUAAGACAGGAAUACCUUCAGCAGCUGCACGAGGCGAAGCUGGAGCAGCAAGAAAGGCAGCAAGAGGAGCUGCAGGAGCUGGUGGAAGGCACCGAGGGCCUAAGGCAGAUUGCAGAUCAGAUGGUCUUAGACCUCAUAAGCAGGUACAUGGGACAAAUGUUGCGACCCACGCAGGCGACUGCAGCUCCGAUGCAAAAAUGUGUCACUCGUUCUGCUGUGGUGAACCUAGCGCAGCGCCAGACAGCAGGAAUUGUCACAUUUACAGUGUGUGGGGAAGGAACGAACACCAAACUCCAGUUCCGGUUCUUCAUUCCGGGAGAAACGACCACAGCGGCCGAUACCACGACCACCGUUGAAACCACGACAGAACUGCUGACCACCACAACCGCCCGCCCACCACAACCACCGAACUCACCACCACAACUGAAUACACCACCCCGCCUACGACAACUACUCCAGCUGCGUGUCCUUGCAGAGCAGGAGCUGCAGGCGUUGCCCCGGAGGAAGAAACCACCGCAGCCAACAAUGACGCCUUCGUUCGGCAGUAGACCAAACGGUGACGAGUCUUGUCGAUGUUUAUGAUGUGUGGGUGUUGCUAGGUGUGAACACACCAAACACCGUGAAGCACAGUGUGCUCACCUUCACAGGUGAUAUCGUGGACUGCUCUACGCCCACCAAGCCUGCCCACCGAGCGCCUCCACCAUCACCUCGUCACUAACCCAAUGAACGGAGGACUAUAUAUCAUUCAGCGUAUUUUGUUUGCAAAAAGGUUCUCCUGAUGUGAACCAGUGUAUGAAAUCAUUCUGGAGCAAAACCUGAAAUAUUUUAUUUGGCCUUCUUGGUCAGGCUGCAGACUCGAGAGCUUAAUUACUCACAAUAAUGUCUGGCUACCUGCAACUCACGUUGCGCUGAAAAUAAACCUCGUUCAACAGUGA
Pomacea canaliculata is the source of this 1350-nucleotide messenger RNA. RefSeq lists its product as uncharacterized. Bases 269 to 997 code for a protein of 242 amino acids. The record is from RefSeq and is a predicted model, not a curated record. Lineage: Eukaryota; Metazoa; Mollusca; Gastropoda; Architaenioglossa; Ampullariidae. The transcript is spliced from 5 exons.